AUGCAUCUUAAAAACUUUUUCCUGUUGAGUGUUCUCUUGACAACCGGAGUGGUUGGUCCAUUUCUAGCUGACGCCUCUACCUCAAUUUCUGCUCACGAAUCUAAUGAUGUUUAUCCACGUUUUUCUGAUGAUGGCAUUUCUGGAAAAACUGAACUCGAACCGCGUUAUUUUAGUGAGUCGUCCCAACUACGCAAACUUCAUCGUGGCGACCACAAGCGGGACCUUGUAGAACGCUAUCACAGGGAGUCGUCUAAUCGACGCAAAUAUAAUCGUGCCGGCGACAAGCGGGACCUUGUAGAACGCUAUCACAGGGAGUCGUCUAGUCUACGCAAAUAUAAUCGUGGCGACAAGCGGGACCUUGCAGAACGCUAUCACAGGGAGUCGUCUAGUCUACGCAAAUAUAAUC
Messenger RNA from Funneliformis mosseae, 406 nucleotides. Lineage: Eukaryota; Fungi; Glomeromycota; Glomeromycetes; Glomerales; Glomeraceae. The record is from the annotation of a GenBank genome assembly.